This is a messenger RNA of Monosiga brevicollis MX1, 612 nucleotides long. RefSeq lists its product as uncharacterized. The record is from RefSeq and is a predicted model, not a curated record. Bases 1 to 612 code for a protein of 203 amino acids. Lineage: Eukaryota; Choanoflagellata; Craspedida; Salpingoecidae. Gene Ontology annotation, biological process: mitochondrial citrate transmembrane transport. The transcript is spliced from 4 exons.
AUGACCUGGGCGCGAGCAGCCAUCUUUUACGGCUCUGACUUUGGCCGGAAACAUCUCACGGAAGCCGGUGCUCCCAAGGCCGUCGCCGUGGUGCUGCCUCCGCUUGCACUCUCAAUCGGCGUCCAAAUUGUCAAUAUGCCCCUCGUCCGUUGCAGCAUCAUGCUGCAAGACCCGGCCUCACCCCACUCCUCCGUCCUAGCCAUUGGUCGUGACAUUGUCCACCGUCGAGGCUACGCGGGAUUGUGGCACGGCUUGAGUGCAGGGAUUGCCAAGACUGUGCCCAAAUACGUGACGGCCGUCUUGGUCAAACAGGCCAUGGACCGCUCCUUGGCCCCCGUCAACAAGGAGCAGGAUCGUCUAGGCUGGCUAGUACGCUCGGCCAAAAAGGCCGUGGUGGCAGGCACCGCUGGCGCCAUUUUGACCAACCCCUUUGACGUUAUUCGCAAUCACAUGUUUCGCACCGAUCUUGGCAUGGUCCCUGCUAUUCGUUCUCUCUAUCAAACCGAAGGCCCACGCUUUGUCUGGCGAGGCGUGGCUAAGAACAUGAUUGCCGUUGCCAUCCCGGUGACCGUCACCAUCUUCUUGACGGACAUUUUUGAACAGUGGAUGUAG